GGCUAUCAAGUCUGCUUCUCGUUCUCCUGUUAAAGGACCGCACGGAUACCUGUCCGAGUCGCUGUUUGUGUUUCAGGACCACUGUACGGUGCAUGCAUCUGAUGCUGGACACCAUUCCUAAUGUCCCGCCACUGACCAGGAUACUGUGAGUCCAACCGUGUGUUUUAAAAUGAAUGUACAGUCAUUGGAAGAUCACUGGUAGCAUGUGGUGUGCGUUCAGGAGCACUUACUAUUCCUGGUGUUCAUGUCUUACCUGAUACAGGCUUCUAUACUAAAAUGAGAAUUCAAAGUGAAUAUCAAAUUUAAGGCCAGAGAAUGUUUCCGGUUCAGUCAUUGGUGAAUAACCAGGUGAGAGUCUAAACUAUUCCAUUAGUGCAAGUAUUAGAAUUAAGGAGCUGUAACAGACGAGGAACAGAAUUGGUUCUCCGGACAAUUCUUUUUCAGCAAACAGACCUUACUGAAACGGGUUUAGAAGGAAAAAUUGGAUCUUCAUGUGCAGUGCAGCUAUUUCUAUUAACGUUUUAUUAAUUCUCAGCAUGCAGUGCAUUUUGAUAAACUUGGAAUUACAAAGUUUCGGUAAGAAUAGCUGUGUUUGAAGGGUUUUUCCAGUUUAAAUGUUCCUUUGGCAAUUCACAUUCCUGGUGUAAAUCUAAUUAGGAGGUAAAACCUUAACCCCUUAAGGACACAUGACAUGUCUGACAUGCCACGAUUCCCUUUUAUUCCAGAAGUUUGGUCCUUAAGGGGUUAAAUAAUGUGUUUGUGCUGAAUAGUUUACACACUGAGGGUUUAUUUGUUAAGUAGAACAUUGGUUUGGAUUGAAAACACUUGCAAGGCUUGUUCACUAAGAUAUGAGUUGUUGGCUCUCUUUAGUCUAAAAUUUGAAAUUCACUUUGGAUUUUUAGUUAUUCCUAGUAGCUAGCUAGAUAGGACAAGCUUUUCAAAUUAUCACAAUCUGUUAGAAAAGGUUUUCAAAUUAUUUGUCUCUGAAUAUCCCCAUAGCCUUUAAUGGCGAUUUCUGUGGAUAAAUAAAUAAUUUGGCAAGUUUUUCAAACCGUUAUCAUUUCAAAAAUAUGAAAUCAGGCCUUGGAGUUAAUUUAACUACUUGUUUGUUUUUAAUUUGCAAGUUUGUGUAUUUACCUUGGAUUCCCUGUUUAGUGGAUAAACCCCACUAGACACCAUUCACCAGGGCCAGGGGAGACUAUGAAAUUUUGCAUUUUUAUCCAGACUGGCACAGUGGCUCUGCACAUGGUAUAUUUUAAAUGCAGGUGACCAGUGGGUCUGUUUUUUAUUUAGAGACUCGAGUCUCCCAGUGUUUUGUCAGAUUACAUCAUUGCAAGUGUAUGCUUCAAACUGAACCAGCCGUUCUCCAAAACACCAGAAUCCAAACACGCAAGCAAGAGUCCCCACUAAAGAACGUUCCUGAUUACAUGCUAUGGCCAAACAUUUACAAAAAGCCAUGACGUAUUGUGGAUGGAAACGUCUAUCUGGCUUUUUAAACUCCUUCGUGAAGCAACUGGAUACAAUCCUCGUAUCUCGAACUUCACAACAUUCCUGACGUGUAAGAUUAGCUGUAAAUGUUUAGUGUUUUGUAAAGUAUUACUGGGAAAGAAAAUAAAGUUCACAGGUUAGAUGAUAACUGAGAAUAAGUUCAACUUUAAAAGGCGAAUAUUAAGAGCUGCAGUGGUAAAGGGGAAAAGCGAAACAAACCCAUUGCUAUCCUAAAAAGGCACAGAUUGGGCAUUUCAUGCAAAUUAUUGCUUCUCGUGAUAUUUUGAUACAUAGAAAUUGUCAAAUCUGUUUCACUCACUUUUCCGUGUUUGCAAUUUUUUCAGACGGACAUUGCAAUGUCACAUUCACAUUUUGGCAAAAAUCUUAAAAAUUGUAACCCGAAUGCAAAACAGAUGGGAAAAUUCUCCAAUUGUCUCCAGUUGUUUCGACAGCGAAUAAACCAUAUAUAAUACACUGCUCAAAAAAAUAAAGGGAACACAAAAAUAACACAUCCUAGAUCUGAAUGAUUUAAAUAUUCUUCUGAAAUACUUUGUUCUUUACAUAGAUGAAUGUGCUGACAAUAAAAUCAAACAAAUUAAAAAAAUGGAAAUCAAAUUUUUCAACCCAUGGAGGUCUGGAUUUGGAGUCACACUCAAAAUUAAAGUGGAAAAACACACUACAGGCUGAUCCAACUUUAAUGUAAUGUCCUUAAAACAAGUCAAAAUGAGGCUCAGUGGUGUGUGUGACCUCCACGUGCCUGUAUGACCUCCCACUAUUUUCUAGUGUACAGCAGGUGGAUUCUUGGUCUAAAGGAACAUUUCUGAUAAAGGCAAGCAGCCUGUUACAUGCUUGACUGCUUGCUCCUGAUGAGGUGGCGGAUGGUCUCCUGAGGGAUCUCCUCCCAGACCUGGACUAAAGCAUCUGCCAACUCCUGGACAGUCUGUGGUGCAACGUGACAGUGGAUGGAGUGAGACAUGAUGUCCCAGAUGUGCUCAAUUGGAUUCAGGUCUGGGGAACGGGUGAGCCAGUCCAUAGCAUCAAUGCCUUCGUCUUGCAGGAACUGCUGACACACUCCAGCCACAUGAGGUCUAGCAUUGUCUUGCAUUAGGAGGAACCCAGGGUCAACCGCACCAGCAUAUGGUCACACAAGGGUUCUGAGGAUCUCAUCUCGGUACCUAAAGGCAGUCAGGCUACCUCUGGCAAGCACGUGGAAGGCUGUGCGGCCACCCAAAGAAAUGCCACCCCACACCAUUACUGACCCACUGCCAAACCGGUCAUGCUCGAGGAUGUUGCAGGCAGCAGAACGUUCUCCACGGCGUCUCCAGACUCUGUCACGUGUGCUCAGUGUGAACCUGCUUUCAUCUGUGAAGAGCACAGGGCGCCAGUGGUGAAUUUGCCAAUUUUGGUGUUCUCUGGCAAAUGCCAAAAGUCCUGCACGGUGUUGUGCUGUAAGCACAACCCUCACCUGUGGACGUCAGGCCCUCAUACCACCUGCAUGGAGUCUGUUUCUGACCGUUUGAGCAGUCACAUGCACAUUUGUGGCCUGCUGGAGGUCACUCUGGCAGUGCUCCUCCUGUUCCUCCUUGCACAAAGGCAGAGGUAGCGGUCCUGCUGCUGGGUUGUUGCCCUCCUACGGCCUCCUCCACGUUUCCUGAUGUACUGGCCUGUCUCCUGGUAGCGCCUCCAUGCUCUGGACACUAUGCUGACAGAUACAGCAAACCUUCUUGCCACAGCUCGCAUUGAUGUGCCAUCCUGGAUGAGCUGCACUACCUGAGCUACUUGUGUGGGUUGUAGACUAUGUCUCAUGCUACCACUAGAGUGAAAGCACCGCCAGCAUUCAAAAGUGACCAAAACAUCAGCCAGGAAGCAUAGGAACGGAGAAGUGGUCUGUGGUCACCACCUGCAGAACCACUCCUUUAUUGGGGGUGUCUUGCUAAUUGCCUAUAAUUUUCACCCGUUGUCUAUCCCAUUUGCACAACAGCAUGUGAAAUUGAUUGUCACUCAGUGUUGCUUACUAAAUGGACAGUUUGAUUUCACAGAAGUGUGAUUGACUUGGAGUUAAAUUGUGUUGUUUAAGUGUUCCCUUUAUUUUUUUGAGCAGUGUAUAUAACUGUUCGCUCACCUUUCCGAUUUACAUCAAGAUUAAGCAUUACCCUACUGUCCAUUUCUUUUCUGUAUCUGUUUUUGCCUCAUACUUAGAUUUUCAAAUUCAGAAAAACUAAAAGUGAGACAUGUUUUUAUUUUGUAAAACAUCUGCUGCAGUUUUGCAUUGUUAACUGGAAUGUGUCUUGUGAGCCUUUUAAUACUGAUUCUGGGCUUUCAUAUACAACAUCGCCAAACACUGCCCUAGGGGUACUAUACACCUUUUCUGGUUUACAAGUCAACUCUGCUGUGGUGAAUUUUGGCAGCCUUAGUUAGCAUGCACCUUUUGAUCAUCGGCCGCAAUGAGCAUUUCUGUGAUGUUUGCACCUGUGCAGGUAGUGCUCUAAGUGUGUUCUGACACCUGCUGUAAUGAACAUUCUCUGCGUUCCCUGCUUCCAGGAGUGAGUAAAGCCAAGUAGUGCAAGGCUCUAGAUCAGGCUUCCCCAAACUCCGGCCCUCCAGAUGAUGCUGAACUAUAAUUCCCAUGAUUCUAUGAAUGAAAUUGGCUGAGAAUCGUGGGAGUUAUAAUUCAGCAACAUGUAGAGGGCCGGAGUUUGGGGAAGCAUGCGUCUAAAUACUCGCUUUGGCCGACCUCUCCAUGUUCUUCAAAAUGUUGCUGGCUGCUCGUUGAGGGACACUACCUCAUUAUUCAGCUAUUUCCAAGUGCGUCUCAUGUAUAUAUAAGGCAAUGCCUUUUUUAAAUGCUGAUAUAACAACUUAUUUUUUUAGGCCCCAAUGUAAAACAUUUCUUAAAGCGUUUUCAAUGUUUGGGUAGCCAGCUCUCAGUGAACUGCCACUGUGUGUGUGCCAGAUACCCGCAUUUAAAUAAUAUUAAUCACAACAACACCAGACAGUUAACAUCGAGUACUUUUUAUGUUCAUAUGGAAACUGUUCAGUUUUUAGUCCCCCUACUGCAGUCCUGUAUUUUACUAUGCUAUUGGUUCAUCCAUUGUCAAAUGCUGUAGCUGUCACAAAACGAUGCUUUGAGGGAACAGUUGCUAAGACGGGCUUUUUGCCACCCCUCUAGGAGAGACCGUCCCGGUGAGUGCUUAAUGUGACAUCAUGCAUUUCUAACUGUUUCCCAAUGUUCUAAUACGAGCAGAAGAUUCUCACAGCCCUUGUUCUUGGGUUGGGUGGGCUCUCGGCUGUUUCACACGGGGCAGGUGGUCCUGGUAGACGAAGGCUUGUUUGUUAUCCUAGAUCUUUGUACCAUUUUUUGGGGUGUUUUGUUUAGUUAUUAUUUUAAAGUAACAUUGGAACUCCCAAAAAUGUUCAGAACUUACUUAUUUCCAUCUGCAUGUAUAUACGUUAUAUGAGUGUAAACCGCUAAGUUGUGUGGCUGCUUCUAUCUACUUUACUUUGCUAAACAUAAUUCUCUUGCUUGUAUGGUUGUAUUAGGGAGAAAGGGGAGAUAAAAACAUAGUAUAAUUAUCUGUCAGGGCAGCGUUAUUCUCGAUGAGUGACAAGCCCAAUAAUUAAAUUCUAAGCUCUGUGUCAAGCAUGGCCACAGCAUGGUGGUACGUUGUCCACUGUCCACAAUAAAAACUAAUGUGAAAAUAGAAAACAUGCAAAUAUUCCCUUCAGGAUAAAAACAAGAAUACAAAAAUGUAUUGUGCAGUAUGUCUGUAUAAGUCCAUCAACAUAAACUUACAGCCGAGGUGUGUGUGUGCACUCACAUAUUAUUGAGCCCAUAAAUACUGGCUCAGGUAUAUACAGCAUGGGUCUAAGGAUUCCAAAAAAGACGGGAGCAAAUAUUUCACAGGUCUUCCAAAGAAAGGGAGAUAAACCAGGAUUAUCAAAAAAGAACAUUUAUUUAAAAGAUUAAAAAAAAAAAACUUUAAUUUAAUCAAGAAAAAGACUUCUCCAACCAUUGAGUAGUAUAUUGGUAAAACAGUACACCAGCAGCACAACGCGUUUCGACACUGUGUCUUCCUAACGUCUCAACGUAUACUUCCCCCUUCCACAUAGAAACAUAGAAUGUGACGGCAGAUAAGAACCAUUAGGCUCAUCUAGUCUGCCCAAUUUUCUAGUAACAUAUAUAUAGACCAGUAAAUCAUUGUAUUUUCGUGCCAUUCAGCGCACUUCUAACAUGUUGUGGGUGCUCUGCGUCACCUCCAUUGGUUGCAUUGUCCGUAUGUUACGAGUAGUCUGUAAAUUGAGAUUUUUAAAAAUGAUCUUGCUGUUUGUAAUGAGCCAUUUAUACAUGGACCCCUCCAUGUCAGUCCCUAUGGUGCUUGGAAAAUGAGAUUUCCUAGCAAAAUCGGAACUACUUCCGAUCCAGCACCCCGACACACAACUAGCCAGCAUAAAAAACAGAUACCCAUUCAGAAUAUGCCCCUCCAACAUAACAUACUUGGGAAUACAACUCCCAGCUGACUUAAACACUAUAUACACGAAAAACUACACCCCAUUACUACGUAAGCAUAUGCUGACCUACAGAAGUGGAAGACACUGGGUGUGUCCUGGCUGGGUCGGGUGGCAUCGGUAAAAAUGAACCUACCGCCCCGAUUGCUAUAUCUCUUUCAAACACUACCCAUACCACCCUACAGAGCAGACCUCAAAACGCUACAAACGGCGGUAGAUCACUUUAUCUGGAACAUCCACAAAAACCAUGGGGGCCUAGGGCUCCCAAAUUUUACACACUACUACGCAGCAGCACACCUAGCUCAGAUUCAACAAUGGCACGCUCCACCACAAACCAAAAGAUGGGUAGACCUCGAACACACAAUCUUCGGAAAAGACCACCCAUCCCUAUACAUGUGGGUCCCUAAAUCGCAUCGACCCCUACCCCCCCCAACCGCAACAACCAUCACGCACUCCCUGGACCUCUGGGACAAACUACAGGAAUAAUUUGAACUAUCCUCGUUCCUCUCCCCAAUGACCCCGAUCUGGAGGAACAAACUAUUUCCACCAGGGCUCACUCCCGCCCACUUCGCCCAUUUCAACCAAAGGGACAUAGUGAGACUCAACAGCCUGUACCAAAAUAACGCGGUAAUAAAAUACUCGGAAAUCAAAGAUGCGGACACCUUGACAUCGUUCAUCCACUUCCGAUACAUUCAGUUGCGCAGCUUCGCAUUAACCCCACUAAUACAACAAGCCGGCACAGCCACGCUUACCCGAUUUGAGAAGGAAUGCACUCACCACCCAAUUAGAAGAGGUCAAAUAUCAGACCUAUACAUGACCCUGGCAACCCACCCUACCCAAGUAACACUAACUUAUAUAGCAGCCUGGGAAAAAGACCUGGGACCCCCAGAAGACAACACAGACUGGGCAGAUAUUUGGGAAGCUACGGCCUCGAUAUCAAUUUGUGUAACACACGCGGAACAAGCAUACAAGAUGCUUUUUCGAUGGUACCUUACACCCCAACGCCUAGCAAUAAUCCACAAAACACCCAGCACGUGCUGGAAACUAUGUGGAGAACAAGGGACAUUUUUCACUGUUGGUGGACAUGUCCCAAAAUAAAACCCCUAUGGAUCAGCGUCAUUGCCCUACUGACAAAAAGUCUACAUAAGCCAUACCCAUUAGACCCAUGGGCCCUUCUACUCUCAAAACCUCUAGAAAAUUUAACCAGAGCAGAAAACAAACUUAGCGCACGCAUCACCCUCUCCACACGACGGGCAAUAGCAGAGCUUUGGUCCACCACCCGCAUACCAUCACAAGCGAGCAUCACUAAAAAAAUACAGGAUAACAUACAAAUGGAUAGGCUCACAUCCCAGCUCCACAACACUCCCAAACAAUUCCAUAAGGUUUGGGACUCAUGGCUAGAGGGAGAUACCUCCCUGCCCUGGUGAACACAACCUCAGCUUGCACAAGAGUACAUACUAUAAACACACUAUCACCUCGCUCUCAGGAUCCAACCCCCCCUCAAAGCUCCUGUCAAGCCCAAACAUCCGCUCACCCCGCAAUACCCACCGGGCCCCGCGCACAUGGCAGAUCACCCCAAUUACCCAUUCUUGGACCCCCCUACCCUUGGAAUCCACCCCCAUGACCCAUUCUAUACCCACUACUCUACCUCACUACCCCUGCACAGGAAUACCAGGCAAUGGAACUUGCCCACGUGACGCACACACAACUCGGGGCACACAAAACCCAAUUACACCAAAACAUAGAGAACUACCGAACCACCUGGCUCCAAGAUAAACUUCAACUGAAGACUAAGCGACCCAUAUACCCGACAUGGGACAACACCACUACACAGUUGGACUGAACACGGGGAUAAGCGUGGCCAUAACGCCAUCACCCCUAGGUAAUAACGGACGACCAAAUAGGACCCACAACUCUGUAUAACUGGGGAGGUUUUUUGGUUUUUUUUUCUUCUUUUUUCUCUCCCCUGCUUUAUUGACACAUAUGUCCAACAUACGUCUGUAUCAUACUUGCUUAAUAUAAGGACCACCCUUGAAGGAGACGCUCCAACGCAACUUCCAUAUACCCCCCAUAGGGGCCGUAAAAAUCCUACGGAGGUACCGAUCUAAAUAAUGAACUCAUGCCCCAGGCUCAGGCGAGCCUCUCAGUACCUCCAAAAGGUAUAGAGUCCAGGCACUUAGAUUCUAUUGUUUUAUCUUACAACCUUUUUACUGUCUAAGUUCAGAAUAUGUACGGUACAAGCUUUUACUAUGCCUAUAUAUGUAUAGACAGAAGAUUGUGCGAUUGUUAACAGAGAAGAUGAAAAUUUCUCUUCUGUACCCCAUACCCUACCCACCAAAAUACAUAAAAUGUACCAUAAAUAAAGAAUUUCAAAAAAGGAAAAUGAGAUCUCACAGCAUGCAUCUGACCUCCUAUUGCUGAUUGGCUGCUCUGAACCUUUGUAACUUAAUGACUGGUGCAGGAAUUGAGGUACCUUUUUUAUGAUGUUCCUAAAUGUGUUGCAUGAAUUAACAGCUUUACAUUGGUGUAUGACUUCCUAAUUAUUUCAUCUCAAAGAAAGGUACAUUUCCAAAACGUACAAUGAAUUGUGACCCAUGUCUCUCUCUCUCUCUCUCUCUCUAGGGAUUUGCGCUUUAACCAUAUCCGAGAGAUUAACUCAGAUCAUCUCCAGAAACUGCGGCACCUCAAUACUUUGUGAGAAUUCUUCUUUGUUCUUUGACCUGAGAGCACAAAUGGCAUUUUUUUGUUUUUUUCUUCAUUCACCUCAUUGUGGGUCCUCUCUUCAGAUUCAUUUGAGAGAGAUUCGUAAAAACGUCACAGAAAAAUGGGUGAAUCUCCAUGGAAACCAGUGAAAUGUUUUGCUGUUUCCUUGGGGACUGCUCCACGUUACAAUACUUAGUAAAACUCCUGCUUUUCUUUCAUGUUAGACAUUGAUUGAGGGUAUGGUGAUACGGGGGUGCAGUUUGGUUAUGGUGGGCCAGGGCUGCAUUUUGGGUACAGUGGGCAGGGGCUGCAGUUUGGGGAUGGUGGUACAGGGGUGCAGCUUGGGUACAGUGGGCAGGGGCUGCAGUUUGGGGAUGGUGGUACAGGGGUGCAGCUUGGGUACAGUGGGCAGGGGCUGCAGUUUGGGGAUGGUGGUACAGGGGUGCAGCUUGGGUACAGUGGGCAGGGGCUGCAGUUUGGGGAUGGUGGUACAGGGGUGCAGCUUGGGUACAGUGGGCAGGGGCUGCAGUUUGGGGAUGGUGGUACAGGGGUGCAGCUUGGGUACAGUGGGCAGGGGCUGCAGUUUGGGGAUGGUGGUACAGGGGUGCAGCUUGGGUACAGUGGGCAGGGGCUGCAGUUUGGGGAUGGUGGUACAGGGGUGCAGCUUGGGUACAGUGGGCAGGGGCUGCAGUUUGGGGAUGGUGGUACAGGGGUGCAGCUUGGUACAGUGGGCAGGGGCUGCAGUUUGGGGAUGGUGGUACAUGGGUGCAGCUUGGUACAGUGGGCAGGGGCUGCAGUUUGGGGAUGGUGGUACAGGGGUGCAGCUUGGUACAGUGGGCAGGGGCUGCAGUUUGGGGAUGGUUGUACAGGGGUGCAGCUUGGGUACAGUGGGCAGGGGCUCCAGUUUGAGUACGGUGUGCUGGGGCUGCAGUUUGGGUAUUUUAAUGAUUCUAGGUGUUGCAGCACAACUAGUGAAAUAAUAGUUUUUAAAUGGAGUUUGUUUUCCCCUUUAGAUUACUGAACAAUAAUCACAUCAGAAUUAUAACGCAUGGAUCACUCCAAGGAUUAGACAACCUCCGAUUUCUGUAAGCUUCCUUCGUAUCAUGAUCACCUACCUGUUACUAAUACACAGACAUCAGGACACUUACUUCUCACCUCCUCCUAAUACACAGACAUCAGGACACCUACCUCUCCCCUCCUUCUAACCAGGGCCGGACUGGGGAUACGAAGCAGCCCUGGAAAAAAAUCUAUGCCAGCCCCAUAAGUUAUUGUGCUAUGUAGGGUGUUUUUAUAUAUAUAUAUGCAAUUGAAAUAGUUGGCUGCACUCUCGGAUUUCCUAAAAAUGUAACUUUUAUUGAAAUAUUUAAGAGAAGAUCAAUGUUUCAGUCCCUCUUGUGGACUUUCGUCAUGAUCCUGAUGCAAGUCAACAAGAGGGACUGAAACGUUGAUCUUCUCUUAAAUAUUUAAAUAAAAGUAAAAUUUUAAGGAAAUCCGAGAGUGCAGCUAACUAUUUCAAUUGCCUAUAUAUAGUGGAUACUGGAGUCCUGGUGAUGCAACAGUGUGUGUGUGUAUAUAUAUACACACAUAUAUAUAUAUAUAUAUAUAUAUAUAUAUUAUUGAUACAUUUCUUAUUCUAAUUCAAAAUAUUAGUUCUUUUAGGGUAAUUAAAUUAUACAGUAAAGCAUACUCACACACAGACAGACAAUCUUACUGAUGCACACAAAUAGGCUCAUUGACAGACAAUGACACACACAGACAAGGUUACUGGCACACACACAAAUUUAGUACAGACAAACUGAUACACACACACAAGCUUACUAUAAACAAGCUCACUGUCACACACACACGCUCACUACAGACAAGCUCACUGAUGCGCACACACUCUCCCUACAGACAAGCCCAUUGACACACACACUCCCUACAGAAGAGCUCACUAACACACAGAUUCACUACAGACAAGCUCACUGACACACACAUGCUCACUACAGACAAGCUCACUGUCACACACACACGCUCACUACAGACAAGCUCACUGAUGCGCACACACUCUCCCUACAGACAAGCCCAUUGACACACAUGCUCCCUACAGAAGAGCUCACUAACACACAGAUUCACUACAGACAAGCUCACUGACACACACAUGCUCACUACAGACAACCUCACUGACACACAUAUGGUUACUACAGACAAGCUCACGAUCACACUCAUGCUUACUACAGACAAGCUCACUGUACACACAUGCUCACCACAGACAGACUCCAACACACCCAUGCUCCUUACAGACAAGCUCACUAACACACACACACACAUAUGAUCCCUACAGACAAGCUCACUGACACACAUACAAGCUCACUCACUAGCAGGCACACACACACACAAACUCACUAGCAGGCACACACACACACACACAGAGGCUCCCUCACUAGCAGAUGCGCGCACACACACACAGAGGCAGACAGUCACUGACACCCAGGCAGACAGCCACACACACACAGGCAGACAGUCACUGACACCCAGGCAGACAGCCACACACACACACAGGCAGACAGUCACUGACACCGAGGCAAACACCCACACAUACAAAGACAGGCAGACAGCCACACACUCACACACGCACAUGCAGACAGUCACGCACACACAGACAGACAGUCACGCACACACAGGCAGACAGCCACGCACACACACAGGCAGACAGUCACACAGUCACACAGACAGACAGUCACAUACACACAGUCAGUCACACACAGACAGUCACACAGACACACUGACCUGCUUCUUACCUCCUGAUUGGAGCUCCUGGAGGCUGGUUGUUGGGGAAGCAGGGACUCCUUCCUGCUUCCCAUGCUGCAGUCAGCCAGGGCCCCCGCUGCACGUUAAGCUCCGCCCCUGCCGUACGCUAAGCCCCGCCCCCGCUAGCUCCGCCCCGCCGCAAACAUUCUUCUUUUUUUAUGAUCCCAGCCGGCCAUGUGUGAGCUGUGCCGUCCACCUGUCUCCCCCUGCUCCCAUGGGGCUCUGUGCGGCCGCACAGCUCACACAUGGGGGACAUGGCCAGCCGGGAUCAGAGGAGCCUGAGCAAUGACAGCCCCAGGUGCCGCGGCCCACCGGGAAAUUUCCCGGUAUCUCGGUGGGCCAGUCCGGCCCUGCCUCUAACACACAGACAUCAGGACACGGACCUUUCACCUCCUCCUAAUACACAGACAUCAGGACACCUACCUCUCACCUCCUCCUAAUACACAGACAUCAGGACACCUACCUCUCACCUCCUCCUAAUACACAGACAUCAGGACACUUACCUUUCACCUCCUCCUAAUACACAGACAUCAGGACACUUACCUUUCACCUCCUCCUAAUACACAGACAUCAGGACACGUACCUCUCACCUCCUUCUAAUACACAGCCAUCAGGACACGUACCUCUCACCUCCUCCUAAUACACAGACAUCAGGACACGUACCUCUCACCUCCUCCUAAUACACAGACAUCAGGACACGUACCUCUCACCUCCUGAUAUACAAACAUUAUGUCUUCUGCUCCUAAUACAGAGAUAGACGUCAGGACACUUUCCUAUCACCUGUACUGUUUUUGUUUCCCAUUAAAGCUACCUUUACAAGAAUGAAAUUCAGAAUAUCCAGAAGAAUUCAUUUCAAGGUCUGCGCUCCCUGGAGCAGCUGUAAGUAGGAGUGUGAGCCUAGCUCUCUGCAGAACGCAUUUCAAAGACACGUGAUUCUGUAACCAGCACUCUUAAAAUACAGAGCUCUUAAAGGGUACCCGUCCUGACAAUACAUCUUAAUUGUAAAUAACCGGGAAUCAAAUUCCAGCUAUACGCUGUGCUAGGAGAAUUGCACUGGUUUUCAUGAAAAUCAGAGGUUUAAAAAAACAACCCUUCCCCCUCCUCUCAGUCAGUCUGUGCCAAUUGGCACAGCAAUAAGAAGGCAGCGCUCUGCAUGUCUAUUUCUAGGUAACCCGUGUAGCGGAGUAGAGGUAUUAUCCAAGGUAGCUCCACUGGUAGACAGGAACAGCAAUCCAAGACAGGUAUAAAACAGGUAGCGUAGUUACAAUCCCUUCCCUCCAAGAACUAGACGACACAUAGCUUGGAGGUCAACUGCCAGGUUUAUUCACACAUUUGCUUUUAUGACUUUUCCCCAUGCAAGGGAGGUAACUUAACAUAUCCAAUCACAUCGUGGUUACCUCCUCUCCCUCUCCUCCCCUUAGAUUAACAGUUAAGCUCAUUAGUGGGAACAGAGUUUUCCCCCAUUUCUGGAUGUCCCCUAAAUACAGGGGGUAUGGUGACAAAUGAGGGGUCCCCUGGUUGGUCUGGUCUGGGUGAGCAACAUACUCAAAUUUCGCCCAGAUCAGACCAGGGGUUCGGGAGUUACAGACAUUCAAAGAUUUGACCGACCGCAGGGAUUUGGUAGCCGAAAACAGCUCCAUGGAUUCUGGCCCUGCGGUCGGUCUAUUACACUGAACUGCAAGUACCGAAUGUUCAGCCAUCCGGCUCUAAUCUUAGGUUCGGAUGAAUCCCCUAGUCUGGGGGAUUCAUCCUACCGAACGGCGGGCCGUUCGGCAGUUUGAAUCGGGCAGUUCCGUGGUCCUGGAGGUCUGAGCGGUGUCUGGGUAGUCAAGCGCCCGGUUUUAGUUCCAGGCGCUCGACGACCAGGCGCCGCUGUUCGGCAGUUUAAGAUGGCCGCCGCCACGUGGUUUUUGUGCGAACGGCGGCCACCCACGAACCCAAUUACCUCUCUGGCAACAUUGUUUCCCUCUAUACAGGGGAAGCACACGACCACAGCAGGGUGGUCGUGCCUUCGGCACUUUCCAGCGAUUAUUAGGACAAAUACAAGGGAAUAAUAAUGCAGGUACAGUCUCUUGUGGCUGCUUCUGCCACAAUGCUCCCCCAGAACCAAGCCAGCAUACACAGUCUGAUCCCAACGGAUCGGCUUGGGGAUGUCUGGAGGAGUACUCACAGAUCACUUGUCCAGUUCAGUUUGUCGAGAUAACCCGUCGGCAUUUCCAUUGAGCUUCCCCAGGCGAUAUUGGAUGGUGAAAUCAAAGGGCUGUAGCGCUAAGCUCCAGCGCAGCAACCUGGCAUUGUCCCCGGACACCCGGUUCAGCCAGACCAACGGGUUGUGAUCUGUGAGUAGUGAGAAUGUUUGCCCAUACAAAUAGGGCUGCAGUUUCUUGAGGGCCCACACCACGGCAAGGCAUUCCUUUUCGAUGGCGGCGUAGCUUACUUCUCUGGGUAAAAGUUUUCUGCUGAGGUAAGCUACCGGAUGUUCACCGCCAUCGGCUCCGAUCUGGCCCAGUACUGCUCCCAAUCCAAACAUGGAAGCGUCUGUGUGGACGAGAAAACGUUUAGUUGGAUCGGGAGCAGCUAACACAGGGGCAUUAACAAGAGCAUUUUUCAGGAGCUGGAACGCCUGUUCACACUCUGGGGCCCAUACUACUAGUUUCGGGAGGUUCUUGCGGGUUAAGUCGGUAAGGGGCUUGGCUAGGGCGCUGUAGUUAGGUACGAACUUUCGGUAAUACCCUGCGGUCCCCAAAAAGGCUAGUACCUGGGUUUUAGUGUGGGGGGUUGGCCAUUUAGCUACGGCCUCUAUUUUGGCUGGCUCGGGUUUUUGGUGGCCGCUGCCCACUCGGUGUCCUAGGUAUUGGACCUCGGCCAUCCCUAUGUGACAUUUACUGGGCUUGAGGGUCAGUCCGGCUUCUCGGAUGCGGUCUAGUACUGCCCCGAUAUGGUCCAGAUGAUCUGCCCAGGAAUAACUAAAGAUGGCUAUGUCGUCUAAAUAGGCACACGCGUACUCCUGAAACCCGUCUAAUAAUCGGUCCACCAUCCUCUGGAAUGUGGCCGGGGCGUUCUUCAUCCCAAAGGGCAUGACCCGAAAUUGGUACAGGCCAAAUGGGGUGACGAAGGCCGAUUUGGGAAUAGCGUCCUCGGCUAGAGGAAUUUGCCAAUAUCCCUUGCAAAGAUCAAUGGUGGUUAAGUAUUUACCCCUAGCCAUUUUGUCUAGUAACUCAUCUAUCCGGGGCAUGGGAUAGGCAUCGGACACGGUUUUAUCAUUGAGUCUCCGGUAAUCUACGCAGAAGCGGGUAGUUCCAUCCCGUUUCGGCACGAGUACUACGGGGGAUGCCCAGGGGCUAUCCGAAGGCUCAAUUACUCCUAACUGCAACAUUUCUUUCAACUCUUUGUACAUGUUCCCCCUCACCGCUUCAGGAAUGCGGUAGGGCGGUUGGCGGAGCGGGGUCGGGUCCAGGGUUUCUACUCGAUGGGUAGCUAGCGGGGUAUAUCCCGGGAGGCCUGCAGCUUAUCAGUAGUGACGGGUCGUAGGACUAGUACCUUCUGGCCGACCUGAAAGCUGCGGUCCCUGGCUCCCCUAUCAUACCAUCGGCGCUGGCGGGUCUGAGCCGCCUGGAGGUUGUCGCGCACGGCCCGGGUCAAUGCCUCCAAGCGGUUCCGAAACUCCAACACAUAAGGUACGAUAGGGGUGCCGUUAAUGGUCGUUCCCCCCUCCCAGUGUUCCCUGAUUAGAUCUAGGGGUCCCCUUACUCUCCUGCCGAAUAACAAUUCGAAAGGGGAGAACCCAGUGGACUCUUGGGGCACCUCUCGGUAGGCGAACAGGAGGUGGGGUAGGAACCGCUCCCAGUCUUUCUGGGUUGCUACGAACGUGCGAAUCAUCUGUUUUAGCGUUCCAUUGAAACGUUCGCAGAGGCCAUUGGACUGGGGGUGGUAGAGGGAGUUAAGGAUAGCUUGGACCCCGCAUACUUUCCACAGCUGGUGAGUGACCUCAGCGGUGAAUUGGGUACCCCUAUCGGAAAUAAUCUCCCGGGGUAUCCCCAUGCGGGUAAAUAUGCGCAUAAGGGCGUCUACUAUGGUCUCUGCAUGCACAUUUGUUAGGGCCACUGCUUCUGGGUAUCUAGUGGCGUAGUCUACUACGGUUAAGAUGUAUUUUUUGCCAGACGGGCUCUUUUGUUUCAGCGGUCCGAUUAUGUCUACUGCUACCCGGCUAAAGGGUUCUUCGAUUAUGGGCAGGGUGUGUAGUUUGGCCUUGUAUCGGUCCCCUCGCUUCCCUACUCUUUGGCAGGUAUCACAGGUAUUACAGUACUGCUUAAUAUCCUGGGAUAUCCCUGGCCAGAAGAAAUUUUGCAGCAGCCGAUGUUUGGUUCGGCUGAUCCCUAGGUGGCCUGACAUGGGGAUGUCAUGGGCGAUUCGCAUUAACUCUUGUCUAUACUUCCGAGGCACAAUUAACUGUUUGAUGGGUACGGGAACUGAUCCAGCUACUAUCUUUUCGGCAUACCGGUAUAAUAACCCCUUAUCCCAAGCGUAUCUUUCCCCCUCUAUGCCAGUCUGGUUUUUAUCUACCCGGUCCUUGUAAACUUGUAGGGAUGGGUCUAGGGCGACCUCGCUACCAAAUUCUAAUGGGGCGGCCCAGGGUAACACAGUGUGAUCAGGGGGGUUCGGGCUUACCGGAGCCUCAGAGUCGAUGUGUGGUGCCGUGGUGCGAGCCUGUUGACGGGUGACGACCGGGUAUGCCUCCUGUGGAGGAGGUCGGGUAACAAAAGCGGAGGUUAGCUCCCCCAAGUCGUUCCCCAAAAUCACAUCCGCAGGUAGGUCCUGCAUCAUCCCCACUUCAAUUUGCCCUGCCCCCGCUCCCCAGUCCAAAUGUAGUUUCGCGGUGGGUACUUUGUAAAUGGCUCCCCCGGCCACCCUAACCGCAAUACAGUCUCCAGUGAGAUGGUUCGGGGCCACUAAAUGAUUCCGUAUCAGAGUGAUGGUGGCCCCAGAAUCUCAUAAUCCCUCCAUCCGCUUUCCCUCCACGUGGACCACUUGUCGGUGGCCUUGGCGGUUGUCGGAUGCCGCCUGUACCGGGUUUACCUCAUGGAGGGUGCCCAAGGGUUCCUCUAUUUGGGUAGGGGUGAAAGGUUGAGCCAAUGCUCUGGCCUGAUAGCAGUGGACUGCGGCUCGAGGGGUGGUUGGUGGUCGUGGAGGGGUCCAGGCCGGCCUGGCCCGGUUUCGGGGACAGUCUCGUUGCAUAUGCCCAAGCUGGUUACAGGUAUGGCACCGGAUAGAUGCCCGGUUGUUGUACCGGGGGGGUUGUGACUGGUAGGUCCCCCCUGGUCGGGGUGAAUCUACUGGGGUAAGUCGGGGAACGUUUGGCGUGGAUUGCACUCUAGUAGAUGAGUGCUGUUCCCGCCGGGUGUCCUGAUGCUCAUCUGCUAACUUAGUGGCCUCUUGCAGCGUACGGGGUUUACGAUCUCUUACCCAGAUCUGUAGAUCUUCUGACAAACAUUGGUAGAAUUGUUCCAGCACCAUCAACUGCGUGAUCUCUUGGGACGUGAUGGCUUUUGCUGCCUCUAUCCACCCGGUGGCUGCCCGUUGUAGUCGGUGUGCGAAUUCUGCAUGCGAGUCUUUUCCCGGUUUGAGUAGUUUCCGGAACUGUAUUCGGUAUGCCUCAGGUGUAAUGGCAUACCGUGCGAGCAAGGUUUGUUUUACCUUCUGAUAGUCCCGGAUGUCCUCUGCCGGCAUGGCUCGGUAGGCAUCUGCGGCGCGGCCUGACAGGUUACCCGCUAGCAGGGGCACUUGGUCUUCGGUGCUAAUGGCAUGUAGCUGGCACAACCGUUCAAAGUCCUGUAAAUAGCCAUCAAUGUCCCCCUCGGUAUCAUUAAAUGCUUUAAAUGCCUGGUACGGUAUUUUAGCUUUUGCUGGCGGGGUGGGGACAGCCGUUGUGAUUCCUUCCCCCUCUUGUUGGCUCCUCGGUGUCGUUCGCAGCAUGAUGUAUGCCUGUACAUCAUUGUAAAUCUGGUCUGCCUUCUGCGCUGCUACGUCUGGUGGGAAUAGAGCCAUCCUGCACCUAUAUUCCCUGGCAAACUCAGAUUCCUCCUCCCUUGGAGGUGCUGCAGCAGCUGCGACUCUGUCUCCUUCCAUGAGUUCUGCGAUUAGGAUAGCCUUUGUUUUGUUGCUUGCUAUCCUCCCUCUCGCUUCUAGUAGCUCUCUUAGCGUGUCCCGUUUUAAGAGGGUAUAAUCCGUUUCCAUUCAGUCCUUUUUAAUUCCUGCUGACUCCUUUUUGCUGUGUAGUACGAUCCCGUCGCUUGCCACCAAUUGUAGCGGAGUAGAGGUAUUAUCCAAGGUAGCUCCACUGGUAGACAGGAACAGCAAUCCAAGACAGGUAUAAAACAGGUAGCGUAGUUACAAUCCCUUCCCUCCAAGAACUAGACGACACAUAGCUUGGAGGUCAACUGCCAGGUUUAUUCACACAUUUGCUUUUAUGACUUUUCCCCAUGCAAGGGAGGUAACUUAACAUAUCCAAUCACAUCGUGGUUACCUCCUCUCCCUCUCCUCCCCUUAGAUUAACAGUUAAGCUCAUUAGUGGGAACAGAGUUUUCCCCCAUUUCUGGAUGUCCCCUAAAUACAGGGGGUAUGGUGACAAAUGAGGGGUCCCCUGGUUGGUCUGGUCUGGGUGAGCAACAUACUCAAAUUUCGCCCAGAUCAGACCAGGGGUUCGGGAGUUACAGACAUUCAAAGAUUUGACCGACCGCAGGGAUUUGGUAGCCGAAAACAGCUCCAUGGAUUCUGGCCCUGCGGUCGGUCUAUUACACUGAACUGCAAGUACCGAAUGUUCAGCCAUCCGGCUCUAAUCUUAGGUUCGGAUGAAUCCCCUAGUCUGGGGGAUUCAUCCUACCGAACGGCGGGCCGUUCGGCAGUUUGAAUCGGGCAGUUCCGUGGUCCUGGAGGUCUGAGCGGUGUCUGGGUAGUCAAGCGCCCGGUUUUAGUUCCAGGCGCUCGACGACCAGGCGCCGCUGUUCGGCAGUUUAAGAUGGCCGCCGCCACGUGGUUUUUGUGCGAACGGCGGCCACCCACGAACCCAAUUACCUCUCUGGCAACAUUGUUUCCCUCUAUACAGGGGAAGCACACGACCACAGCAGGGUGGUCGUGCCUUCGGCACUUUCCAGCGAUUAUUAGGACAAAUACAAGGGAAUAAUAAUGCAGGUACAGUCUCUUGUGGCUGCUUCUGCCACAACCCGUCUCUGGGUGUCUCUCAUGCUUGAAUCCAAGGGAGCUCAGGGAGAAGGGGCAAGCUCAGAGAACCGAGAAACAGCCAGAAUGAUCUAUUGCAUCUUUGAAACGGGCAAUGUGAGAAUGGAGAGAACAGAUACGUUUUAUUUACACCGAGCAAUUCUAAACUGCACGUCAGUUCUCCCCAAUCGGAGUAUAAAGGAGAGGUGCGUCUUACAGCUAGUGUAACACCCACUGAAACAUGAUUGGUGCUCUCAGCGGGAGACGGGGGUAACGGAAAUAAAUUCAAGUAUGAGCUUUUAACAGUAUUAAUGGAAUAAAAAAUUGUAUAAUAUGAUUCAAGCAACAUGUUAGAAAACUGCAAGCUUCUCUCUACCACGACAGGUUCACUUCAAAUGUCCAACAUGGCGUGUGAUGAUACAGAAUCGAUUGUAACCGUUAUACAGAGGGAUCUAAAUAUUGCUACCUUGAAUUCAUUGUCCUCACAAAUGUCACUUCUAGCAUUGCAUGCUGGGAGGUUUACAGGGAAUCAUCUUACUGUCUAUUGUGAGUGAUUCGUAGAAGGGAUCACUAAGUGUUCCCUCUGGACUGAGUUAAGGUUAGACCCAGCAAAUUAGGUUCUGUGUCCGGACCAGUGCAAUUCAUAUUCUAAAGGUGGUCAUUUCACCCAUUCCAUGCCGUGUGCUUCCUUUAUACGGAGAGUGGCCCUCAUGGGGAGAGGGAAGGUUUGUGUAAAUAGAUGAAAUCUCAUUGAUCGUGUUUUAUAACGAUUGUAAAAACCUACUGCCCAGAGAGGGGAGGUGGCUAGAGGCCGGUACAUUCAGAGUAAUUUAGGAAACUUCACAACUUAAGAUAAAGGUUUAUGUAAAUGAAAAAGUUGCUAAGAAUAAAAGUCACAUUUUGUUAAAAUAAUUCUCAAAUACUUUACUUACUUAGAAACAGAAUGUGACGUCAGAUAAGAACCAUUCGGCCCAUCUAGUCUGCCCAAUUUUCUAAAUACUUUCAUUAGUCCCUAGCCUUAUCUUAUAGUUAGGAUAGCCUUAUGCCUAUCCCACGCAUGCUUAAACUCCUUUACUGUGUUAACCUCUACCACUUCAGCUGGAAGGCUAUUCCAUGCAUCCACUACCCUCUCAGUAAAGUAAUACGUCCUGAUAUGAUUUUUAAACUUUUGCCCCUCUAAUUUAAGACCUCUUGUUACUUUGCUUUUAGUUUUAGCUUCUCAUUGUUUUUCCAUGUGAUUUUAAUUCGAAUGACCUCAUGUUUGUUUCAGAUAUCUUCAUUUCAAUAAGCUGGGACAUUUGGAUGCAGACACUUUAGGAGAGCUGCCCAAACUGGAAAGACUGUAAGAGGCGUAUUUGUACUAUUGUGGAAAAGAACAUAAUAAGUGUUUAGAUUUCCCUGCAAUGCUUUUAUUAUUUGUUUGUUUUUAUUUUAAAGGUUGACGUUAGUUCAGGGCAAAACAGUCACUAAAAAUCGUCAAGCAGUAACAGGAAACAUAGCUUUCAUGUUAAAGGACCACUAUAGGCACCCAGACCACUUCAGCUUAAUGAGGUGGUCUGGGUGCCAGGUCCAGCCAGGAUUAACCCUUUUUUCUAUAAACAUAGCUUUCAUGUUAAACUCAAGAGAGCACAGAUACAUAUUCGUUAACAGGUUACGGUUUUUAUCUCUCCAUUUAUAUGAACAGCUUCUAAAGUAAAACACGUCUUUCCCAUUUUAUUGUAUUGUGUUAUCUGCAAAUAACUCAGUGUCUUUGCUUCACUCAGAUUCUUACAAAAUAACCGAAUCACCAGGAUCCAGCCACUUACCUUCUCUCUGCUCCCAUCGUUGACUCGCCUGUAAGUAAAAUUUUCUUUUUUUUACUUGAAUGGGAAGCCAUGUUUGUUUCACUGCCAGGUCUCUCAUGGCAUGUGAUUUCUGAGCAGGGCAAGGUCUUGCUGAAUGUUUUUUGUUUGUUUUAUAUUUGACAGACGUCUAGACUCCAAUCCAUUAAUCUGUGACUGUGAGCUCAUGUGGCUAGCAGAUCUCUUGAGGAAAUACGCAGUUAAGAGCAGUGCGCAUGCCGCGGCUACCUGUGAACAGCCGAUACACCUACAGGGGAAAUCUGUGAGCUCUCUGUCAGCUGAUCAGUUCAAAUGUGGUGAGCAGGCCCUCAUUCCGUGCCUUAUAGAGCAGCUGUUCAGCAGAAGGGCCCCAUUCAAUUAAAAAACCUUUAUUGAAAUAUUAGAUUCUGAAAUAACAAUUAUAAGGUAUGACCUGCAGUUUUUGUGCCCGCUUUAGUAUUUUUGCUUCCUUUACAUUAAAGAAACUGAUUAGAAGAUCUUUAAACUCUUGUUAAUAUAAUCAAUUUAUUAUUUUGUGUUCUGCUUUUUAUUUGGGGAUGGGGUCGUGGUUGCAUAUUAUUAUUUGUGUUUUUCUUUGCAGAGAUCCCUCGCAUUCUGUCUGAACCCCGAGAUGCUGACAUCACAUUGGGGAACACUGUUUAUUUCACCUGCCGGGCAGAGGGGUACCCCAAACCUCAUAUUGUGUGGCUGCAUAACACGUGAGCAUUUAUUUAUUUAUUUAUUUGUCAAAUGUGGCAUUUUGAAUGCUGCAUACUCGCUGUCCUCUGAAAUAGAUUUCAAUGAGAUUAAAUAGUUGUAGUGCCUACAGUGUCCCUUUAAUGAAGUGAUUUUGGUGUAUAGAUCAUGGCCAUUCAGUCGCUCUGCUCAUUUCUCUGACAUUAGGGUUUACAUGGCAUUAUGUUGGCAGCCCUAGCCACACCUCCCUGGUUGUCAAUCACAUAGCAUCCCACCAUGCUUCCUUGACUCACAUUACGCUCCGUUUCAGCAGAGUAUUUACUUUAGAACUAGCAGGGGGUAGAAGAGUCCUGAUUUCCCAUAGAGCUUUGCCAGCGCCUCCUGUGGGAUAUGAUAGGGAUCUCCUACAGUAUUAACACAGCCACUACUGACUUGGAACUCUUUUAGCAUAAAAUUAUUGUAUUCACUGUAUUCAGUUCUGCAACUAUGAAAAGAUAGAAUAUUGGGAAUUUGGUAAGCAAAUGAAAAAAAAUAUAAAAAUAAAUGCACAUUUUUUAAGUGCAUCGUUUAAAUGCAGUGAAAAACACUUUUUGGGGAGAUGUAUCCAAGGAAGGUUAAAGGAGUUAAAGUAUUCUCUGGAUAUGUAAAGGAAUUGAAGAAUGCUCAGGAUGUGUAUAAGGAUAACACAGUAAAGGAAUUGAAGAAUGCUCAGGAUGUGUAUAAGGCUAACACAGUAAAGGAAUUGAAGAAUGCUCAGGAUGUGUAUAAGGCUAACACAGUAAAGGAAUUGAAGAAUGCUCUGGAUGUGUAUAAGGAUAACACAGUAAAGGAAUUGAAGAAUGCUCAGGAUGUGUAUAAGGCUAACACAGUAAAGGAAUUGAAGAAUGCUCAGGAUGUGUAUAAGGCUAACACAGUAAAGGAAUUGAAGAAUGCUCAGGAUGUGUAUAAGGUUAUGGUUGAAGAUUGUGUUUGAAUGUUGAAGACUGAGAAUUGUCCAACUGUCCACCUGUUGGAAAAUCAAGCCUUUUAACAUGGGGCCAUAAUCCAAAGGCAACAGGCGAGCAACCAGGCUUCUCCAGUGCAAUGUGGCGAGAUUGGUCUCGUCACACUCGGGAUGUGUAUAAGGCUGUGGCAAACCUAGCCACCAAGAGACUGAGAAAGGACUUUCAAGAUUCGAAUGAACUUGGAUUAAAAUGGCUGUAUUGCUAUUAGGACGGUUAUCUUCAGGCAAUCGGUUCACGAACUACAUCCAUUGCAUUAUCCACGAAAACGUGUAAAAUACUGAAUGAAGGACCACCCCGGUGUAGUCGUGUGUCCCUCAUUACCGAAGGCAACAAUGUUGCAAAGGCUGGUAAUUGAGGUUCGUGUGCGGCUGCCAUUCGCCUGCCGAACAUGUGGCGGCGGCCAUCUUACGCACGAACAGCGGUGUUUGGUCGUUGAGUGUCUGGAACUCAAAUCGGACACUCGACUAACCAAGCACCACUAAGACCUCCAGCACUCCGGAAAGGGACAAAUAAAACGCACGAACAGCUCAGCAUUCGGUAGGAUGAAUCCCGCGAACUAGGAGAUUCAUCCGAAUGCAAAGUCAAGCAUGGAUGGCAAAGACUUUCGGGACUUUUUAUACGUGAACUGAGACCGACCGCAGGGCCAGAACUCAUGGAACUAUUUUCGGCUACUGCCCGUGCGGUCAGUCAAAUCUUUUCCCUUCAAUAACUCCCGAACCACUGGUCUGAUCUGGGUGAUUUUUGAGUAUGUUUCUCACCCAGAUCAGGGCUACCAGGGGAUCUCUCAUUUAAAGGUGUACCCCCUGUAUUUGGGGUACAUCCAAGAAUUGGGGGGAAAUGUGUACAUGUUAAUAAGUUUAACUGUUAAGCUAAGGGCAGGAGAUGUGGAGGAGGUACCGACUAUGUGAUUGGAUACUGUAAUAAUUAUGGAAGUUGCCUCCCUUGCAUGGGAAAAACACAUAAAAGCAGAGCUUGUGCAUUAAAAGCCAGUUGACUCCUAGACUAUGUGUCGUCUAGUCCUUGGGGAGAGGGAUUAUGCUGUGUUUUAUACUUCUGUAUGCUGAAUCUUUGUUUCCAGGGGAGAAUCCUUGGAUUAACCCCUGCUACUCCGCUACAAAGGCUAACACAGUAAAGGAAUUGAAGAAUGCUCAGGAUGUGUAUAAGGCUAACACAGUAAAGGAAUUGAAGAAUGCUCAGGAUGUGUAUAAGGCUAACACAGUAAAGGAAUUGAAGAAUGCUCAGGAUGUGUAUAAGGCUAACGCAGUAAAGGAAUUGAAGAAUGCUCAGGAUAUGUAUAAGGUGAACGCAGUAAAGGAAUUGAAGAAUGUUCAGGAUGUGUAUAAGGCUAACACAGUAAUGGAAUUAAGGAAUGCUCGGGAUGUGUAUAAGGCUAACACAGUAAAGGAAUUGAAGAAUGCUCAGGAUGUGUAUAAGGCUAACACAGUAAAGGAAUUGAAGAAUGCUCAGGAUGUGUAUAAGGUUAUGGUUGAAGAUUGUGUUUGAAUGUUGAAGACUGAGAAUUGUCCAACUGUCCACCUGUUUGGUGGGUGGGAGGGAUACCCAGUGUAACUAUAGAACCUGAACUACCCUUCACACAUUUACUACAUUUGAUUAACUGGGAACAGAGUUUUGUUGUGUUAAAUUUCAUUAAAUGAUCCUUACUUCUUUCCUCUUUCCAGAAAUGAGAUUGAUCUGAGUUAUGAUGGCCGUUUAAAUCUGCUGCAUGAUGGGACAUUGAUGAUACAAGAUACAAGAGAGUCGGAUAAAGGAGUUUAUCAGUGUGCAGCCAAAAACAUAGCUGGCGAGGUGCGGACGCAGGAAGCGGUUCUACGCUACUUUGGCAGCCGCAGUAAGUAGUUUGAUCUUAGUGUCCAGAAGAGGGGCACACAAUGCAGAAUCUGGAGCUGAUGUCCCAUUAUUUUAACCCCUUGAGGACGGCGGGGGUGCUAUGCCUACCUUGGGAACCCCGCUCUAAAUGCCAGCGGGCGGCAUAGCACAUCCACGCUAUCCUAUGCAUUUACCUGCUCGCCAGCGAUCGCGAUGGGGGGACUUAACUGGCAUCCCAGACACUCCCCCUGCUGCUGAUCCGGCCUUCUGGGCCAUGUGAUCGCGAGUGUAUACAAUCGGGUGUAUACAAUCACCUGUUCUUUGUUGCUACAUAUCUGUAUUAGUGGCUAUUCUCCUAUUUAAUAUUCUAAGGAUACUUAACAAUGUGUAUUUGAAUAGCUAUAUGAGCUGCUUUGUAACUGGAUACUUUCACAGUAGCUAUUUAUAAGAUACAGUAGGCAGGCUACAUAGAGUUUUCCUUUUUUAAGUCACCAGCACAUUUUUGCAUCACUAUUUUAUUUGGUUUCAUGUUUAUGUAUAUGUAACAGUCUAACGUAAAGUAUUGAAUAAAGAUAUCAAUAUUUGUACUUUCUAACCCUUUGAUUGAGUUCUUAAUGUGGGUAAAUCUUUGGCUGUUCUUUGAGAAUUAAUAUCCGUGUGUCUUUGGCACUCGGGUCCUCGCUCUCAAUAUACCCGCGUAAGGUACUCUCUUUCUCUUGAAUUUUUUUUGGUUAUGCCCACUUUACCCACUUAGUCCUUCUUUUGACUUUAGGAUCAGGUUGUCCUGUCCCUCAAGUCUUUCUUUUUUAUAUAUAUAUAUAAAAUUAAAUUAUUUUUUUUUUUUAUUCUACGUAUAUAUUUAUGUAAUAAUUUUACAUAAUUAGGACAUUUUAUUAAUUACAAUUUGCGGGAUAACCCUGGCAGAAAGUCCAGAGAAUUUAAUUUGCUAGCACUAUAUUUAACUUUCCAAGACGCCAUAAAACCUGUACAUGGGGGGGGGGGUACUGUUUUACUCAGAAGACUUUGCUGAACAGAAAUAUUAGUGUUUUAAAACGGUAAAAUGUAUUACAACGAUGAUAUUAUCAGUGAAAGUGACGUUUUUUGCAUUUUUCAUACACAAACGACACUUACACUGACGAUAUAAUUGUUGUGAAACGUUUUAUGGUUUUCAAACACUAAUAUUUGUGUUCAGUGAAGUCUCUGGAGUAUAACUGUACUCCUCAUGUACAGGUUUAUGGGGUUUUCAAAAGUUGAAGCCUUACUUCAGGAGUGGAGAAAGUGAUGGAAACCAUGUUAAACGAUAGGAUUGAUGAACAUCUAAAAACACAUGGAUUUCAAGAUCAGAGACAACAUGGGUUUACUUCAGGGAAAUCAUGCCAAACUAAUCUUAUUGAUUUUUUUUGAUUGGGUAACUAAAAUUAUAGAUCAGGGUGGUGCAGUAGACAUUGCUUACCUAGAUUUCAGUAAGGCUUUUGACACUGUUGCACAUAGAAGGCUUAUAAAUAAACUGCAAUCUUUAAGUUUGGAUUCCAAUAUUGUUGAAUGGGUAAGGCAGUGGCUGAGUGACAGGCAACAGAGGGUUGUAGUGGAAUAUAUUCGAAGCUUGGACUUGUCACCAGUGGGGUACCUCAGGGAUCUGUACUUAGACCCAUUCUCUUUAAUAUUUUUAUUAGUGAUAUUGCGGAAGGUCUUGAUGGUAACUCAUGUCUUUUUGCUGAUGAUAAUAAGAUAUGUAACAGGGUUGAUGUUCCAGGAGGGAUAAGCCAAAUGAUUUAGGUAAACUAGAAAAAUGGUCAGAGUUGUGGCAACUGACAUUUAAUGUGGAUAAGUGCAAGAUAAUGCAUCUUGGACAUAAAAACCCAAGGGCAGAGUACAGAAUAUUUAAUAGAGUCCUAACCUCAACAUAUGAGGAAAGGGAUUUAGGGGUGAUUAUUUCUGAUGACUUAAAGGUAGGCAGACAAUGUAAUAGAGCAGCAGGAAAUGCUAGCAGAAUGCUUGGUUGUAUAGGGAGAGGCAUUAGCAGUAGAAAGAGGGAAGUGCUCAUGCCACUGUACAGAACACUGGUGAGACCUCACUUGGAGUAUUGUACACAGUACUGGAGACCGUAUCUUCAGAAGGAUAUUGAUACCUUAGAGAGGGUUCAGAGAAGGGCUACUAAACUGGUUCAUGGAUUGCAGGAUAAAACUUACCAGGAAAGGUUAAAGGAUCUUAAAAUAUAGCUUGGAGGAAAGACGAGACAGGGGGAUAUGAUAGAAACAUUUAAAUACAUAAAGGGAAUCAACAGAGUAAAGGAGGAAACUAUAUUUAAAAGAAGAAACACAGUCUUAAAUUAGAGGGGCAAAGGUUUAACAAUAAUAUCAGGAAGUAUUACUUUACUGAGAGGGUAGUGGAUGCAUGGAAUAGCCUUCCAGCUGAAGUGGUAGAGGUUAACACAGUAAAGGAGUUUAAGCAUGCGUGGGAUAGACAUAAGGCUAUCCUAACUAUAAGAUAAGGCCAGGGACUAAUGAAAGUAUUUAGAAAAUUGGGCAGACUAGAUGGGCCGAAUGGUUCUUAUCUUCCGUCACAUUCUAUGUUUCUAUGUUUCUAAAUAUAAGGCUUGUGUUUCAGUUUUUUCACAUUGAAAUUCACCAGAUUGGUUACGUUGCCAUUGAGACCGUAUGGUAGUCCAGGAAUGAGAAUUACCCCCAUGAUGGCAUACCAUUUGCAAAAGUAUACAACCCAAGGUAUUGCAAAUGGGGUAUGUCCAGUCUUUCUUAGUAGCCACUUAGUCACAAACACUGGGCAAAAUUGGCGUUCAAAUUAGUGUUUUGCAUUUUUUACACACAAACAAAUAUUAACGUUAACUUUGGCUAGUGUUAGUGACUAAGUGGCUUCUAAAAAAACUGAACAUACCCCAUUUGCAAUACAUUGGGUUGUUUACUGUUGCAAAUGGUAUGACAUCAUGGGGGUAAUUCUCAUUCCUGGGCUACCAUGCGAUCUCUAAGGCAUCGUAACCAAUCUGGCAAAUUUCAAAUUGGGAAAAAACUGAAAAAUGUAACGUGCUAUAUUUGACCCUGUAACUUCCCAAAACACAAUAAAACCUGUAAAUAGGGGGUACUUUUUUUCACGUGAGACAUCGCUGAAUACAAAUAUGUGUAUUUUAUUGCAGUAAAAGCAAACAGUACUAUGACAUUCACAGUUAAAAUGUCACGCAGAACUAAAAAAAAAUAACAAAAUGUCUUAAUUUCUCACAUUUUUUAUUUUCUUCAUAUUACAUUUUGUUUCAUAGCUAAAUAUUUGAAUGAACCCCCCAAUUCUCCAGAAUAAAAUGAUAUAUAAUAAGUGUGGGUGCACUUAAUAUGAAAGAGGUGAAUUACAGUUGAACAAACAUAUAGUCAAAUCCAGGUUUUGUUUACGUUUUAUUUUGAUCAAAACGUGUACAUUUGGCUCAGUACUUAAGGGAUUAAGAGACUGGAUAACUGUGUGGGUAAGAUUGCAUGUAUACAGCAUGAGGUGUGAGGUAUUGAGAGGGAUUUACUUACUAUCUUUUACCAAUAUUUUCAAAAUAUUUCGUAAAAGACACUACAGGCUCCAAAACAACUGGCUUAAUGAAGCAGGUUUGGUGUAUAGAUCAUGCCUCUGACGUGUCACUGCUCAGUUCUCUGCCACAUUUAGGAGAUAAAUCACUUUUGUUUUUGUUUAUGCAGUCCUAGCCACACCUCCCCUGGCUGUAACUGACACAGCCUGCAUAAAUAAAUGGUUUAAUUUUCAAUCAGAUGUAAACUUGCUUUAGAAGUUUUCAUAUUCUGCUCUAUAAAUUGAACUUUAAUCACACAUAGGAGGCUCCUGCAGGGUCUAGAAGUCUAUCAACAGAGCAGGAGAAAAUAAAUUAUAAAUUAAACAGACUGUGCAAUAAAGGAAGUGUAAACAUUAGAGGACUCUUUACAGGAAGUGUGUAGGAAGGCUGUGUAAGUCACAUGCAGGGAGGUGUGGCUAGGAUUGUAUAAACAUAGUGAUUUUUGGUAGAGUGUUGAGCAGUGAGACUGCAGGGGCAUUAUCUAUACACCAAAACUGCUUCAUUAAGCUAAAAUUGUUUUGGUGACCUAUAGUGUCCCUUUCAAUUAGCAAGUUUACAAAUCAUGCAGUUUUUAAUGUUUUACUAACAUUGUAUUGUUUAAAGGCAAUAUACAUUGUACAACAAUCCAGAUUAACUGGCAAGGAGGCUGAGACAUGUCCCCGUAUAUUUACAUAGUGAGGUCUUGUUACUAGGAGCUUAAUAUCUAAGAGUUCCAGUAGCCUAUGAUGUAAGCAGAUUCCCGUAGUACACAAUGUACUGCUUUAUAGAGUUUUACUAAAGAAGUUCAACAAAAAAAAACAAGAUUUGUGACAUUGUAUUUUAGAUUUUAUUACUAAGGAUAGAUAAAUGUUUGUUACACUGUAGAGUUUGCAUUCGUUUAAGAAUUUUGUAAAUGAUAGUGUUAUAUGAUCCCUUUCUGUUUCCAGCAAAGCCUGUCUUUAUAAUCCACCCACAGAACACAGAGGUGCUUCUAGGGGGCAGUUUGACACUGGAGUGUGGCGUAUUUGGGGACCCUAAGCCUGUAAUUACCUGGACGGCAGCUAAUGGUGACCCUAUUCCCAGUAGUGAGAGGUUUACUGUAACCAACUCUGGAGAGCUCUUUAUCCAGAACGUUAAGAUUUCCGAUCACGGACUGUAUCGAUGUCAUGCAAGUAACGAUGAGGGGUCUAUCGAGGCAUCUGCACUGAUUAUUGUACAAGGUAUAUGGAAUUACAGCUGAUGACAGAAUUGUGAUGAUGAACUGUAUUAUUUUCGGUAUAACUGCUUUCUCUGUUGUUUUUUAUUUUAUCUGCAGACAAACAGAAAUUUACUGUGACUCCCAGUGACCAAACGGUAACAGAGGGCAGUGACACAGAAUUCCCGUGUGCUGCACAAGGACACCCAACCCCUGUGAUAUCAUGGACCAAAGCAGGUGUUUGGGGCCAGAGGCGCACGGGGCUGUUGCGUAAAGCACACUUUUUUUUUAUUGAAUUUUUAAGUUAUAAUUAUUUUUAAUUAGACACUUUUUAGGCUUUAUCUUUUUAUAUAUUUAUAUAUAUAUAUAUAUAUAUAUAUAUAUAUAUGUGUGUGUGUUUGUGUGUGGUAAGCGCCAGGAACCACAGAUUGCAGAAAACAUUCAUUACAUCAGAUCGGUGAUUGGUAACAUUCAUUAGAUCAGAUCGGUGAUUGGUAACAUUCAUUAAUCAGAUCGUUGAUUGGUAACAUUCAUUACAUCAGAUCGGUGAUUGGUAGCAUUCAUUACAUCAGAUCGGUGAUUGGUAACAUUCAUUACAUCAGAUCGGUGAUUGGUAGCAUUCAUUAGAUCAGAUCGGUGAUUGGUAACAUUCAUUACAUCAGAUCGGUGAUUGGUAGCAUUCAUUACAUCAGAUUGGUGAUUGGUAACAUUCAUUAAUCAGAUCGAUGAUGGUAACAUUCAUUAGAUCAGAUAGGUGAUUGGUAACAUUCAUUACAUCAGAUCGGUGAUUGGUAACAUUCAUUACAUCAGAUCGAUGAUGGUAACAUUCAUUAGAUCAGAUCGGUGAUUGGUAACAUUCAUUACAUCAGAUUGGUGAUUGGUAACCUUGAUUACAUCAGAUUGGUGAUUGGUAACAUUCAGUACAUCAGAUCAUUGGUUGGUAACAUUCAUUAAUCAGAUCGUUGAUUGGUAACAUUCAUUACAUCAGAUCGGUGAUUGGUAGCAUUCAUUACAUCAGAUCGGUGAUUGGUAGCAUUCAUUACAUCAGAUCGGUGAUUGGUAACAUUCAUUACAUCAGAUCGGUGAUUGGUAACAUUCAUUAGAUCAGAUCGGUGAUUGGUAACAUUCAUUACAUCAGAUUGGUGAUUGGUAACAUUCAUUAGAUCAGAUUGGUGAUUGGUAACAUUCAUUAGAUCAGAUCGGUGAUUGGUAGCAUUCAUUACAUCAGAUCGGUGAUUGGUAACAUUCAUUACAUCAGAUCGGUGAUUGGUAGCAUUCAUUACAUCAGAUCGGUGAUUGGUAGCAUUCAUUACAUCAGAUCGGUGAUUGGUAACAUUCAUUACAUCAGAUCGGUGAUUGGUAACAUUCAUUAGAUCAGAUCGGUGAUUGGUAACAUUCAUUACAUCAGAUUGGUGAUUGGUAACAUUCAUUAGAUCAGAUUGGUGAUUGGUAACAUUCAUUAGAUCAGAUCGGUGAUUGGUAGCAUUCAUUACAUCAGAUCGGUGAUUGGUAACAUUCAUUACAUCAGAUCGGUGAUUGGUAACAUUCAUUAGAUCAGAUCGGUGAUUGGUAACCUUGAUUACAUCAGAUUGGUGAUUGGUAACAUUCAUUAGAUCAGAUUGGUGAUUGGUAACAUUCAUUAGAUCAGAUCGGUGAUUGGUAACAUUCAUUACAUCAGAUCGGUGAUUGGUAACAUUCAUUACAUCAGAUCGGUGAUUGGUAACAUUCAUUACAUCAGAUCGGUGAUUGGUAACAUUCAUUAGAUCAGAUCGGUGAUUGGUAACCUUGAUUACAUCAGAUUGGUGAUUGGUAACAUUCAUUAGAUCAGAUUGGUGAUUGGUAACAUUCAUUAGAUCAGAUCGGUGAUUGGUAACAUUCAUUACAUCAGAUCGGUGAUUGGUAACAUUCAUUACAUCAGAUCGGUGAUUGGUAACAUUCAUUACAUCAGAUCGGUGAUUGGUAACAUUCAUUACAUCAGAUCGGUGAUUGGUAACAUUCAUUAGAUCAGAUGGUGAUUGGAGAAGUGCGUCGUUGAUGCUACUAAGGGUGGUUUGAAUUGUGUUGAAGUUUAAUUGUCUCUGUUCACUAGGUGAAGAGUUACCAAACGAUGGAAGACACAAUGUUCUGUCAUCGGGUACUCUUCGGGUGCUUAGAGUAGGACUGCGUGAUUCCAGUGAGUACCAAUGCCACGCUACCAGCAGUCUUGGCGUCAGCUCUGUAACUGUGAAACUGCGCGUCAGGCCACAAGGUAAGGACUAUAUUAUCACAGUAUGACUGGUUCUUCACUCUAUGGUAUCUGAUUCUCACAAGCAAUACAUAUUAAUCCAUUCUAAUAAAAUCUCCAUAUACACAUCUCAUAAUGUCUCUCUCUCUUGCACUCUAUUGGUUUGUUUACAAAGUGCCUAUGGUAAAAGGUAAAACAACACUCCAAACAUGAACCCAAUACUCACUGUGCCUAGAGGAGGGGUAUAUCAUCCACACCUCGCUGAGGGAGCCGGCCUGCAUUUUGCGUCUGGACUGUCCUUUCGGGUGGAUCAGUCUCAUAUGCAAAUGAUUUAGGUUAUCCCUGUCAUAAACUAAAACCAGUUGGAGAACUGAGCGGGAACGCACCAAAGGACAAGCUAUUUGUGUUGUCCGUUCGCAGUAUUCACGUUUUAGUUUAUUUCAUUAAUAUAGACUUGUAAUACGAAUUUGUUAAAAUAUAUAUAUAUAUAUAUUUUAUUAUCGAUUAACCUCAUUCCUCGUUCUAGACUCGUUCUAGUCUGUAAAACAUCUAUUUUGUUUCACUGCAGAUGAUGUGCGUGUUGGCGAUGAAUUUGUGAAGAUAUCUUUACAGGAAGCGAUCCGGGGAGUGAACGCAAGCAUCACCUCCACUCAGCAACAUCUAUUCAGCACGUGAGCACGUUCCUAGAUUUCUGUUUAGCUGGUAGAUGAACUGAUUUGCUUUAUCCAUUGAAUAUUCAGCACGGGUCCUUACAAAUAUCUGCAAGGACUGCUGACUAAAUAUCCCUUUUGAUAUUUUUGCAAGAAAAAUGCCCACGAUAUAUUUGACAUUGUCUGGCUUCAGUUAUUAUUUCAUUGUUUACAUUUCUGUUGGUGUGCCCUGUGUUUUACAGGAUAAUAGUUUAAAAACGGAGGAAGUGACAGAUUUACCAGAAAUUGUAGUCAAUUGUUAAAGCGGAGAAAAGGAGUUGUAAUCCUUGUUAAUGCAAAGAGGGACAUGAAUUAGGCCUGCUUUCACUGGGAAUAAACCAGACACUCAAAGAUAAAUUAUGGUACUUUUAUUCCACACCACCAGGCACUUGGGUAGGCUGCAUAGUUCUAGUAUAAUGACUGUUCCCACAUAGUCAGACAAUGUAGAUUCAUUUUAGUAUAUAAAUUGCACACAUUAAAGGAACACUCCGAUUAAUUUUUUUUAACAAUUGAGUAGAUAUAUGCCCAUUGAAAACAUGUACGCAUUUAAUUAUAAAAUGCUGCAGUUCUCUUGUCUGCAGCCUUUCCAAGUCAUCCCAUUCUAACCCCGCCCAUACUUUUUGUGGCUGUCCAAUCACAAACUUCACAAUGCAGCUCAAUAAGAAGUGUUUACAAGGCAGAUGUUCUGGGCAAUUGCUGCCUUUUUAUCUCCACUGAGUUAAACAAACCAGGAAGUAACAGGACCUGUUGUCUGAUUGACAGCCAGUAGGGUGAAAGUAGGUUAAUUUAUAAAAGCGAACAUUUCUGUUGAAUACCGCUCUUUUUGUAAAAUGAAAAAAAGAAAAAAACACUCUUAACACAAAGCACUUCGGUAAGAAACCACUUUAGGAGUGUGGAGUGGGCCUUUAACCCAUUAAGGACACAACUUCUGGAAUAUUUCCAUCAUGUGUCCUUAAGGGGUUAAAGAGUAAUUGCCUGCACACUUCCCUCCCAUUAUCGUUAAUUUGUACCAUGCUGUAAUUUGAGGGAUUCCUGGCUGUAUGAUAUGCUGGGCAGAACUGUGCCAAUUCCUGCAAUUAAUAGAAUUUAACAAUAUUCUAAUGAACAGUCUGGUAACGGUAGCGAAGUUCAAUGUUAUCUUUCACAUCUUCAUAUUGUACUAUUGAUGCAGACUCCCCAAGAUGCCCGGUGAUCUUCUGGCUCUCACACGCUAUCCCCGAGACCCUCAAGCAGUCAGUGACGCGAAAGCAGCAGAGAUCAUGGAAAGGACCCUGGAGCUAAUUGAAGAACAUGUUCGGGAAGGGCUUGCUGAAGACAUUGAUAGCCAGAGUAAUGUCCUGCAGCCUAACCAUUAAAGAGACUUUCCUCUUUUAACCCUUUAUCAUCUUUUAUCUGUAGUGCCCUGUAGAAAAAAUGUUUUAUAAAUAUAUUAAUAUUUAAAUAAGUAGCCUUUAGUUUUCCAGUUACAGAUCAUUUUAUAUUGGGAACAGAGGCAAUUUGAAACCCAUUAUGUCUACGUGCAAUCACAUUUUCCUGUGCUUUUAAAUGUCUUUGUAAACUUUUCUUUAAUAUGUUGUGACACGUGAUGACAUAUUCUCACUAAAAUAUACUAGAUCUUUCUUUUUAGGGUAGAGUGAAGUGUUUAUAAGUUUUCCUGUAACCAAGCAAAUUGCCUGAGUGUUAAUAAUGUUCGUUGUUGUCACAGGUUUCCAUUACAUUGACCUGGUCUCUCCACAAUACAUCAGUAUGAUCGCCAAUGUCUCCGGCUGCUCGGCCCACCGCAGUACUCCCAACUGUUCAGACAUGUGCUUCCACCAACACUACCGCACACAUGAUGGUUCGUGUAACAACCUCCAACAUCCUAUGUGGGGUGCUUCGAACACAGCCUUCCUGCGGCUGCUUAAACCAGCCUAUCAGAAUGGUUUGAACCUCCCCCGAGGUCUUGGAUUAACAGAAGAGUCAGGAGAACUUCCUUUACCACUUCCUCGCUUGGUGUCCACUACCAUGAUUGGCACAGAGACCAUAACACCAGAUGAGCAAUUUACACAUAUGCUUAUGCAGUGGGGUCAAUUCUUGGAUCAUGAUUUGGAUCAGACUGUACCAGCCCUUGGCAUGUCCAGGUUCUCAGAUAAUGCUCCUUGCAGUCAGGUGUGCUCCAAUGACCCCCCUUGUUUUCCCAUCAUGAUUCCUGAGAAUGACCCUCGUGUGAGCAGUGGACCAUGCAUGUUCUUUGCCCGAUCCAGUCCAGUUUGUGGCAGCGGGGUGACCUCUCUGCUUUUGAACUCACUUUAUUCUCGAGAGCAGAUGAACUUGCUCACAUCCUACUUGGAUGCCUCCAAUGUUUAUGGGAGCACAGAACAGGAGGCUCAGGAUUUGAGGGAUCUUAGCAACCAGAGAGGGCUCCUGAGAAGGGGCAGUGUGGUAUCCAGCUCAGGCAAGUAUUUACUACCAUAUGCCAGUGGACCUCCUACUGAAUGCAUGCGUGAUGAGAAUGAGAGCUCCGUACCAUGUUUCCUAGCUGGAGACUAUCGAGCCAAUGAGCAGCUCGGACUCACAGCAAUGCACACUUUAUGGUUUCGGGAACAUAACCGUAUUGCAGAUCAGCUGCUGAAGCUCAAUCCUCACUGGAGUGGCGAUCGAAUAUACCACGAAGCCAGGAAACUGGUGGGCGCCCAAAUGCAGCACAUUACCUACACUCACUGGCUUCCUAAAAUUCUUGGAGAAGCUGGAAUGAGUAUGUUGGGGAAAUACAAUGGCUAUAAUCCCAACCUUCAUGGUGGUAUCUUCAAUGCCUUCGCCACUGCUGCAUUUCGAUUUGGCCACACUCUAAUCAACCCUAUCCUAUAUCGUUUGAAUGAAACCUUCCAGCCCAUUCCACAAGGACACCUCCCACUACAUAAGGCUUUCUUCAGUCCAUUUAGGUUGCUCCAGGAGGGAGGCAUUGAUCCCAUACUACGCGGCCUCUAUGGAGUUCCUGGUAAAAUGCGCGUUCCCACCGAGUUACUCAACACAGAGCUAACGGAGAAGCUUUUCUCAGCAGUGCAUUCUGUGGCUUUAGAUUUGGCUGCCAUUAACAUCCAACGAGGGCGUGAUCACGGAAUUCCACCAUACAAUGACUACAGAGUCUUCUGCAAUCUCACCUCUGCUCAGGAAUUUGACGACUUAAAGGAAGAGAUCAAAAACCAAGAGAUAAGGGAGAUACUCCGCAGGUCAGUUCCCUUCAAAGCAGCUGGAGAACUUGUAAAAAGAGUCUGUGUUAUGUCUAUAUAAAUAAUAUGUAUUGAUAAAAAAUAUAUUUAUUUAAACCCUAAAUAAUGACAAAUUAAAUAACAUGCUCUUCAGGAUUAAAAGCAGGAUUUGAAGAUUUAAGAAAAUGAGUGCAAAGGAGAGACAAAAUAUUAAUUUGUAUAAUAUAUGUUCCUAAAUAAAAUGAUAAACUCUAUUAUAAAAUACGGUAAUAUCCAAGGAAAGGACUACAAAAUAAGUCUUCCGAGAAUAUAUGAACACGAAAUGUGACGUGCCCGUGUAAAAUAAAACCAUAUUUAUUUACUUGGUAUAGUAUGAUUGCUACUGGCAUUUAUAAAGCACCUACAUAUUCCAUAGCGCUGUACAAUUGGGUAGGCUGAAAGUGCUAAUUAAUGCAGAUAAAAAUAAGGAUAAAUUGUCCCAGUAGGAAGAGAAGAAUAACCUAGAAUCUCAACCACAUAUACAAUGCCAAAGAAUGGCUGUUCCUACAUUCUACUAUGGGAGACAACAGGUCCCUAUUCGAGAACGUGUAGAGCCCAAGCUUUUGGAUAUAGGGUAACCAGUGCUGUGUCUGAAUGACCUAGUAAUGUAUUACAAAGGGCAAUGAGGGCCAAGAUGGAGAGGAUAAAUUCUGCAUACCAUAGCAUGCUAAAAAGCAAUGCUGGCUGAGUAACAUGCCUUUGAAGGUGGUGUUUGGAUCACCGGAACGCAUGUUGGGCGAUUUGUCAGUCCACAGGAAUGGUGCUAGACUACUGUUCCCCAGGGAUGACCAGCUCAUUUCAAGCCCCCCACCACCACCCCACCCCAAAUCAAAAUUUAACAACUUAGAUUUUUAAAAACAGAACUGUAGAACAAAUUAAAAGCAAAAUAUUUGAAACUAACAUAUUUCAUGACAUAAGAUCACUUCCUCCCAUCCCUACCAUAGAGGAAAAAAGAGGAAAAGUGGGGGGGGAGAAAUGAUAGAAACAAUAUUAGAUUCUCAUAUUUUAACUGUAUACUUGACGUUUUUUCACUGUCUGCUGAACAAGGGUCUCCGUUAGACAUCGUCGUGCAUCAAUGUGCUUUUUGUGCCCUUGUACUAGAAAAAUAGAUGUUCGCAUUCUUGUUCAAAACACAAAAAAACUCGCAUUUUACCAUUUUGUUAGUUUUCCCCAAAAAAAACUUGGCAGGAUAAUUUAAAAAUGAACAGGUUUUAAAACAGCACAAAUUACAAUCAUUAUAAUGAUGAUCCAAAGGAAUGCUGGCAUCACAUCUCCGUUUUAUUAUUUAUUUAUUUUUCCAGCCUCUAUGGAACACCAAAAAAUGUGGAUCUGUUCCCAGCACUGAUGGUGGAAGACCUGGUACCGGGGACUCGAGUUGGACCCACCCUGAUGUGCCUCUUAGUCAAUCAGUUCAAACUCAUUCGAAAUGGAGACAGGCAUGUGCUUCCUUUCUCUGUCCUAUGUUUUGGUAAUUUUAUAAGCAGUAUUCUGCAUUCAAGAUUCAAAAAAUUUGCCGAUUCAGGUUGGCCGUUUCAUACUGUUACAGGAUAUUAAUUGGUUUUAAAUGAUCCUGUGAUCUGUUACGUGGACCUUUACACAACCCUACGUUCCUUCAGUGCUGGCAGAUCAUGCUGUAGUUGGGUUUACGGUCACCUAUUCACAGCUUUGAUUGUGUAGGGAUCAGUGGAAAGUUCUCUUAUUUACUAAGGUUUAGUGUAAAUAGUUACCAACGCAAGUAGGACAACCGUGGAUGGAAAAAGGUGUAUGUAGCUGCUUGUAUUCUUUCUACCGUUGUCUUUCUCGUUACCCACUUGUUCUAAUUUUCCUUUUCUUUGCUCUCCAUUUCUCUAUUUUAUUUUAUUUCAUUCUCUCACAUUUUUUCCACUGUCAUCUAAUUUCCUUGCUAUUUUUCCAUCUCAUUUAUUCAGUCCCUUAUUAUUUUUAUUAUUUUUCUCCUGCACGUUUUCUUUCGAUCACUUUCUAUCUUUCUCUUCAAACAUUGUACAUUUUUCUGUCCUCUACGGGCUGUGCAGAUUUUAUUCACUCGUUCCCCUGAAUUCUCACGUUGGCUAUAUUUUCUUAUGAACCAUUGGUACCCCGUUCAGGUUCUGGUACAGUAACCCCGGUGUAUUCACGGCUGCUCAGCUGGCUCAGAUUCGGCAGUCUUCACUGGCUCGUGUCCUCUGUGAUAACGGAGAUCAGAUCAGACAUGUCCAGGAAGAUGUGUUCCACGUGGCCACGUACCCUAACGGCAUGCACGCCUGUGAGGACCUCUCUGGUGUAGACCUGCGCCUAUGGCAGGAGUGCUGUGAUGGUGAGACAACAGAUCAGUCAUUGUCUCCCUCCUGUGGGUAAAGUCAGAGACAAAAAUCACUGCAAUAUCUCUUUCAUCCCUAGCCCCAUCCUUUUAUAUUUAUAUUGUAUAUUAUGUUUUUACACCACGGAGAAACACCACAGAGUAGAUUUUACUGCCCUUUAAUGCAUUUGCUAAAUACUGUAUUAAGACCUUAAAUAAUGGUUGCUGGUUUACGGGCUCUUCAAUAUUGGUCCCUAUGGCUCUCUUCAGGUAUGAUAGACUCUACCAACAGACGCCUGCUUCCCGGUCAUUCUUGGCUUAUCAUGUUUUAUAGUAUGUUAUAGCGUUUACAGCUUUAAGGGAGCAAAGAUCCCGUUGCAAGUUUAUUUUAGAAACAGACUAUCACUACAAUUAUUCAGUGUCCAAAGAUCUAGGGAGCAAUAAUAACAAUCCACACUCCACAAUGGUCUCUUCAGAUUUUUGCACACCCUGAUGGGUAACUAAAUUUGAAAGUGAGUUGUGCAGUUUAAAAGUGGAUUUCUGGAUGUCCAGGCAAAUGUAGAGCAAUAAUGUAACCUGUACAGUGCCAUGUGUGUAGGCCUGGCACUUGUGAGAAAUAUCAUGUGCAUGCUCUUACACAGUAUUUGUGUCGAUGUCAGUGUGCUCAGAUCUUUGGGUGACCAUGUCGCUCGGGAGACAUUCUCAUACCCAGUUCUGUGUCAGGAUACCUUUCCUUCCCAUACCGCACAGCAUAUUCUUUGUUCAAGUUUAAAUGUGGGGCACUCAUUGUACUUCUGCCUUAAGGUUUGUUUUGUUGUUACAGUCCAGAACAGCAAGUUAAUAAUAUAACAUGUAACAAUAUUAGGACUAGAUGCCUCAACCUAACAAAUCUCCCCCUAAACUUCUCUGCAGGCUGUGGGACUCGUGGCCAAUCCGAGGCUCUGUCUCAACAUUUCCGACUCCGAAGAUCUCUGAAAUUCAGCCACAAAGAGGACAACCCAUCCCACCCCAGGUGAAAGGUUACCCUCAGGUUAUGGCUGAUAAUUCAUAACAAACAGAUCUUCCUAGAAUAUUUUGCUAAUGGGAAAAGAAUGUGACAGGUAAAGAAGGAAGUCCUAAAAUAUGUGAUACCUAUCUGGUGGUUUGUUCCUUGCAGACUGGCUGAAGACCCUCAAGAAUACAGCAUGGGGUACAUUGUGCAUCAGUUUGAAGGAGCCAUCACUGAGCUGAAGAGCAAGGUAAGGCUACAAAGAUGAACUAAUAUAGUUUCUUUAAGGCCUUAGAUUCUCGUACAUAAUGGAAACACAAUAUCACAGGGCUCAUUGCUGUUAUGAAUUGUUGUGACUGCAAGGAAGUCUGUAAUCUGUACCUUAGCCACACCUCCGGGGGGGGGGGAGGCAGACUGUGGGUGGGCAGGGACCCUCAUACAGUGUUAAACUGAUCAAAAAUGGUUUAUGGUGGAGGGACGGUGCCCAGGACUAUAACCACUUCAAUGAGAUUAAAUGGUUAUACUGCCUACAGUGUCCCUUGAAUUAUUCCUAAAUUAGAUGGAAACAGAAAUAGAGCAUGCAGAGCCCUGUAACCAGAGUUAACUUUUUUUAGCUGAUAACCCUUUGAAUGGUGGAACGUUCCGCUAGGGCCAUAGUUCUGCAGUUUCUGGGAAUAAAGUAAGUGUCCCUUUGUUCCCUGCAGGUCCAAGAGCUUGAAGCCAAGCUGAGUUGGAUUUACCGAAAGUCUCCAGCAAGGCGGCGACGAUUGUAGAAUACGUUACCAGGGGUGAGGUAAGUAGUCGGGAGUUUCAAUCUGAUACUAACAGGGAUAUUCACUAAUGUGAGAAUUUUAAGUGAGUUAAUGCUGAAUCUAAAAUUUAAGGUCAAAAUAAUUGAACUAAAACAGUUCUCUAAGUCCCUGUUCUGCCCCAGGGGUAUUCCUAAUAUAAAGAAAUACCUUGCCUCUCCUGCUGUAGUCUUGACUACAAUUCCCAUAAUUUUUUAACAGCCAGUACAGGAACAUGACAGCCAUGGGGAUUAUGGGAACAUCUUGACUGCCAAUAACCAGAGGCUUCGGCGGGAGAUCUCAAUGUUAUCUUUAUAUAUAGACUGUAGCACAAAAUGAUUUCUUGAACUUCAUACAGAAACAUCAGCCCAGAAAACAUCCAGCGGAGAAAACUACUCUAAAUGUGUUAAUUUAUUUUCCUGGAUUUUUUUACUCAGCACCAUUUAAUGUGUCACUGUCUGGGGACCUUUGCGAAUUCACAAAGUUCCCCAACUGUGACAUUGCCGCUGGUAGUCUGGUGACUGUGGGGGGAAAGGUAAAGGUGAGAUUGCGUACUUGAACCUGUGCCAUACAGGCAUCUUCAUCUUUCUCGCGCUGCUCGUCUUCAAGCGCCAGAACCGAUGUCACUGCUAUCCUCUCACGCAUGCGCUAUAGUACAGCAUUGAGGUCUAUGGAACAUCCCACAAGGUCGCAGGAUCCUCCGUAGACACCGCUACUUCCUUGCAGCAGUCACCGGUGAAGGCUGUAGGGAUUGUCACUUAGUCCUCCGCCUUGUGUCAAAGAAAAUCUUGACUGGGUUGGAAUUUCAGUGAAAUUCUAACAGUUAUAAUGAGUAUUUCAGAAAGAUUCUAUCUUUACAAAAUACACAUUUUUAAGGAGGUAUGGUGACCUUUCAUUUUUGCAUGACAUAUAACUUUGUGUAAGGGACUCCACUGAAUCUGUUACCCCCUUUUUUUAUUUUUAUUUUAAUAUACACACUAGCUAACUAUGUGCUGAACAUGGAGAGACCAAAAGUUAAAAUAUAGCAUAUUGGGACUCCAAUGUGACUCUGAUGUAGAAACAUAGAAUGUGACAGCAGAUAAGAACUAUUCGGCCCAUCUAGUCUGCACAAUUUUCUAAAUACUUUCAUUAGUCCCUGGCCUUAUCUUAUAGUUAGGAUAGCCUUAUGCCUAUCCCACGCAUGCUUAAACUCCUUUACUAGCUGGAAGGCUAUUCCAUGCAUCCACUACCCUCUCAGUAAAGUAAUACUUCCUGAUAUUAUUUUUAAACUUUUGCCCCUGUAAUUUAAGACUAUGUGACUCUUUUAUUUUAUAUUCCUUAAAGGGCACUAUAGGCCCUAGACCACUUCAGCUCAUUGAAGUGGUCCGGGUGCUGUGUCCCUAUUGCCCUUAGUUCUGCAUAUGUUAAACAUUGCAGUUCCAGCGAAAGUUCACUGUUUACAUUUCAGCACUAAGUCAGCCCCUAGUCGCUGUUUCCCAGACAGCCACUAUAGGGCUUCCUGGUUUGAAACACACCUUUGGAACGUUAUCUGACGCUGGGCGUUCUCCCGCUCUGCAUGAGGACCUUCAGUGUCAGAUUUUUCCCUAAUGUGGUUUAAUGUGUAGAGAUAGUAAAUGAUGUGUAGAUAAGAAAUCUUCAUUGUCCUCAUUUCAGCUAUGGAGAUACUGGGCUGAUUUGAAAUGAUCGAUUUGAACUGAGGGAUUCCGGCACUUCAUCUAUUGAAACCUCAGAUUACCAUCAAGACUACAUCGAUACAUCGAAGACUGAAAGAAAAGAUUGAUUUUUUUUUUUCUUUAAAAAGACACUGUAACCAACAUAACCACUUUAGUGUCCGGUGUACCUGGGGGUCCCCAUGAGAGGAAAUUGAUAUAUCGAAAACUUUUACUUUAGAGACUUCUAGAGAGAGGGCCAGACCAGAGGGGGGCGGGAGCCAAGGUAAGAGUUAAAUAUUUGGCAUCACAACCAUAGCAGCAUGGUGUCUAGAGGGACAUUUUAAAAUUCAGUGAACUUGUUUUAGAUAUUGGGGUUUCCUGUACGGAUAUCACUUCUACGUAUUGAUGGGCAGUGCGUGAAGAGGGCUGCCCUUCAGUAUACUGAGUCCAGAAAUCAAUUGAUCAUUGUUGGUGUGCUACCCAUUGCUAUGAAUAAAGUGUGUGUGUAGGAAAUCAGUGGCCCUGACAGUUUAAUUUAGAAGCCACUUAUGUGAAGUGACU
Molecule: messenger RNA, 41204 nt
Organism: Pelobates cultripes (western spadefoot toad)
Lineage: Eukaryota; Metazoa; Chordata; Amphibia; Anura; Pelobatidae
Source: the annotation of a GenBank genome assembly